AUGAUCACCACGGAUUACCUUGACUGCAUCAGGGACCAAACAAAACUUCCUCUGGGGACAGAAGAAAGAUCAGCCCUCUUUGGAAACAUACAGGAUAUCUACCACUUCAAUAGUGAACUUCUGCAAGAUUUGGAAAACUGUGAAAAUGAUCCUGUGGCCAUAGCAGAAUGUUUUGUGUCCAAGAGUGAAGAUUUCCACAUUUACACGCAGUACUGCACUAACUAUCCAAGGUCAGUGGCUGUGUUAACAGAGUGCAUGCGGAACAAGAUGCUGGCCAAAUUCUUCAGGGAACGUCAGGAAACUCUGAAACACUCUCUGCCUCUGGGGUCCUAUCUCUUGAAACCAGUUCAGCGGAUUCUCAAAUAUCAUCUCCUUUUGCAUGAAAUAGAAAAUCACCUUGACAAGGACACAGAGGGCUAUGAUGUGGUGCUCGAUGCUAUCGACACGAUGCAGAGAGUGGCUUGGCACAUCAACGACAUGAAGAGGAAGCAUGAGCACGCAGUCCGGUUGCAGGCUUCAGAUACCAGUGAAAAAACAGCACAAGACAUCCAAAAGGUUUCCAGAGAGGAAGGCUCUUGCCAGCGGACCCCAGCGGGGCCGUCUCCCGCCCCAAGGAGCAGCCAGCCGAGCAGUUCUGCCAUCAUCAGCGUGCUUCGCGGGGGCGGGGCCAUCAGAAACAUCUGGACGGACCACCAGAUCAGACAAGCCUUGUUCCCGAGUCGUCGGUCCCCUCAGGAGAACGAGGAUGAUGAAGAUGAUUAUCAGAUGUUCGUGCCAUCCUUCUCCUCCUCAGAUCUGAACUCUACCAGACUUUGUGAAGAUAGCACUUCCAGUCGCCCUUGUAGUUGGCACAUGGGACAGAUUGAGCCCACGGAGACCACCAGCUCUGGCCACCGGGUGGUCAGGCGGGCCAGCAGCGCUGGCGAGAACCACACAUGCGCUCCUGAAGUAAGAAUUAGGGACAGUGGUGGCUCUCAGUACAGCCCCCGACGGGAACUGCAGAGUGACCCUAAAACAGAAGGGCAGGAUGGAAUGACUCCCUUUGGGUCAUCUGUGGAGUUGACUAUUGAUGAUAUAGACCACGUCUAUGAUAACAUCAGUUAUGAGGACUUAAAACUAAUGGUUGCUAAACGGGAAGAAGCUGAAUCCACACCCCCCAAAACAGCCAGGGACUCUGUUCGCCCCAAGAGCACGCCAGAGCUCGCCUUCUCAAAGAGGCAAGCUGGCCCCGAGAAGAACUCUCUGCACACAGAGAGGGACGGAGCUCUAACAGGUCACCAGGCAUCGAACCAAAGCGCACAUGAACUCCAGAUGGUGGAGGAAAACAUCUACGACACCAUAGGGCUCCCGGAUCCGCCCUCCCUGGAUUUCAAAUGCAGCAGCCUGAAGCGCCCCAAGAGGAGCACCUUCUUAGGGCUGGAAGCCGACUUUGCAUGCUGUGACAGUCUGAGGCCCUUUGUUUCCCAGGAUAGCCUCCAGUUCAGCGAGGACGAAACGCCUUACCCCCAGGGACCCUCCGAUAAUGAUUAUUUGAGUUUGCUCUAUAACUCUUUCAGCUGUAACCUGUCUGUAGGUGAUAAGUCUAUAUCUGACAAACUGUCUGAAGAAGUGGACGAAAUCUGGAAUGACCUGGAAAAUUACAUCAAGAAAAACGAAGUCAAAGCUAGAGACCGGCUCCUCGCAGCCUUCCCUGUCAGUAAAGAGGAUGUGGUAGACAGGCUGCACUCCGAGAGCACCCCCGAGCUGGGCAGAGACGCUGCGCGUUCCGUGUCUACCCUCUCCCUUCCCGAGGGCCAUGCUUUCCUCACGCCGCUGAAAGACAAGCCCGGCAGAGGUGGCCGGACCCACUGCCCAUUUGAGGAGGACCUCAUUUCUAAAGAGGGCUCCUUUAUGAGUCUUCACCGGCUGCCUCUGGCCAGUGAAACGCCUCCCAUGGAAAACCCCUACGACUUGGCCAACAGCAGUCUAUCCCAAACAGACUUGGAAAACCCUGACCCUGGGAUGGAUGCCACAGAUAAGACGAAAAGCAGGGUUUUUAUGAUGGCCAGGCAGUACAGUCAGAAGAUCAGGAAGGCAAACCAGCUUUUAAAAGUGAGAAGCCCAGAGCUGGAGCAGACACUGGCCAGCCAGCAGCACAAACCCACGCACAAAGACCUGGCAGCCAUCUUGGAAGAGAAGAAGCAAGGGGGUCCCGCCAUCGGUGCCAGGAUUGCUGAGUAUUCCCAACUGUACGACCAGAUUGUAUUCAGAGAGACUCCCUUCAAGACUCAGAAGGAUAGCUGGGCCAGACCUCAAGAACCCUGCCACCUCAGGUCCACAUCACCUUCCCAGGCCCAACAUAGCAGCGAGGAUUGGCUUUUGCAUUCAACCUACAGUAACGGAGAGUUAGUGGAUUUCUGUCCCCGGCCAGAGCCAGACUUGAAGUCGAAACAUCCUACUUUAGCGAUCAAUGCAAAAAGCAUUCCAAGACAGCUGUCCGCAGCUUGCUCUGUGCCUUCUCUUCAAACCUCCGACCCUCUGCUGGGCUCCUUGCAGAGACACAGUGUCAUAGUCAGUCAGCCCAACAAAGAGAACUCUUUUCAGGGCCACCUUUACAACUCUUUGGGUCGCAAAGGCCUCAGUGCUAAAUGUCAGCCAUACAGCAGGUCCCAGUCCUCUUCCUCCAUCUUGAUAAACAAGUCGGGGGACUCCAUCAACUACCCUGGGGAGAUGGGAAAGAGACAGCUGCUGUCUUCACACAAAAGUUCGAGGUGUGAGGGUCCCCAGGAUUUGCCGCCAGGAAUGGCUGACUCAUGUCCGCAGGGCACCGAAAAACGCUCCGAUCUCACGCUCCGAGACUCACAGAAGGUUCUGGUAGUAAGUAGAAAUUUACCCUUCAAUGCCCAAAUAGCGACCCAGAACUACUUCUCCAAUUUCAAAGAGACUGAAGGAGACGAAGACGACUAUGUGGAAAUCAAGUCGGAAGAGGACGAGUCGGAGCUAGAGUCCUCGCACGGCCGGAGGAAGAAAUCCGCCCCGGGGACCGUGGAGGCUGACCUUCCCGAGGACGCCUGCGGCAGCAGCACCCCUUACUCUUUGAAUAGUCCAUGCACUCCAAAAAAGCCAGUAAGCGACAAGCUGGGGCUGUCCCCCUAUCUGACGUCGUACAGCGAUUCGGACAAACUGAAUGACUAUCUCUGGAGGGGGCCGUCUCCCAACCAGCAAAAUAUCGUCCAGUCGCUGAGGGAGAAAUUUCAGUGUCUCAGUUCCAGCAGCUUUGCCUGAGGUUCUUCGGAGAAGCCGCCCGAGUCAGCGUGGCGUGAUGCUCGUAAAGGGCCGAUACCCAGAGGUGUUUUCUGUGAACCAGAUUAAAACAGUCUUGCAAUAACCAGGCGUGUCCACCAUGCUUUCUUUUACACAACAUCUCUUUGGCGCGGCUGCCAAGCCAGCCGGGACUGUACAGUCUAGCCGGGGUCAGCAUCUCACGGCGUGUCUUCCUGAUGCUGACUGCCUUCAUGUUUCACCUAAGUCAACCUUACUUGGAAAGUUCUAGGCUUUUUUUUUUUUUUUUUAACGUGAUGGCCGUGACAUUUUGUCCCGUGCCCUUGGCAAUAAUGCCCAGAGUCUAAGAAACGCAGUGGCCCUCGCCUAUCAUCCAGAAGCCACGAGUAGUUUGAUUCUAGGACCCAAAGGCAGCAAGGAGGCUUUUCCACAUGUUUAAAAAAAAAAAAAAAGGAAGGAAAACUAAAGCUGUUUGAAGGAUUAGGCUUAUUAUACCUGGCAUUUUGGUUACAUUCGGGACAAGACCCCAGAACAACGUAAGCUAGAGAUCUCUAGUUAGGAGUGUAAGUGCACACUGCCCGUCUCCUUCUGCAUGGGUUACUCCUACAUCCGUUCACUCUGUUGUAGAAAUUGGGUACCUGUGGGACAUCAGGAGGGAGCAAGACCGAUUCUCUAUAAGCAAAGACCCUUACCUGUAUUCCUGGACACGUUCUGGAGAAUGCACUGCUUAUCGUGUUUAUUUUUGAUUUGCUGGAGUAAAAUGAAUGAUUUCCUCCAAUGCUCAAAGGAAACUAUAAGCAAGAAAGUGCAGAUUGACUUACCAGUUAGAAAGGAUGGGGACAACUUGGUGAUCUCCUCAUAUUCCAGUGGAAGGCAGGGGUGGAAAUGGGAACUCUUCGUGCAAUAUUUUUGUGCGGAUGUCUAAUCAACACAAAGUAAGCCAUGAGCUAAAAUAAAACACUUUAGGGCCACCCUUUCCAGAGCAGUUUUUCCAUGUGUACUUUCCCGAGUUUUGUACCUCAGCCAAAUGACCUGAUCCCAGCCUUGAGGAUUUCGUUGGCUGCAGUGAAAUUUUUUUUCCAAACUCAACAUAACAGGGGGCCCUUCUCUCAUUGUUUUGAGGCACAUAAAAGAAAAGAAUCUUUGGCUACUAAGCUCUGACAAAUACCAUCUUUGAUGUUGUCAUUAUGGUCUUCAAAUAGCCAUCCGUUGUGAUAAUCAUGGACUAAUCUAAGGCUUUAUGGAAGGAAACAAAAUCAAAAGCAAGGCCUUGUGAGUCAAAAGCAAAAAUCAAAGAAGCAAAAGAGAAAAGUGAAGGCCAAUCUGUUGCUAUUUUAUAAAAAUGUUCUAUUUUAUGGAAGACUCCAGUCAAUACAACAAGGAUGUUUUCUCAAACAAGAAUGUUGUAUUCUCCUUUCAAGCAAUUUUACAUUCUAGAACCCCUUCCCCAGUGGGCUCAGUUUUCAUUAAUAUCUGUGUAGGAAAGGGGAUCUGGGCUUUCUAUUUGAAGGCAAGCUCUGAUACUGAUUGCAAUCGGUGACAUCUAACCAUAAUUCUUUUCCUCUUUUUAAAGUCCUGUGCCUCUCUUUCUUAACCAUGAAGCAUCAGAUGUGACCAUCCUUAUUUUACAAACAGGUACCUACGGCACUCAUUUUUCCUUUUAAAUAACAAAAAAUAACCCAAGUUUCUUGUUUCUCCAUAAGAUUCUUUCUUCUCGUAGCUGACAAAACCAAGUCCAUGUUGAAUGGCAUGGUUCUAGAAACAUUCCUGCUUUCACUGCCUUUCUUUAAACUUGAUACAAGUUUUCAAGAGUAGGAGUAUCAGAAAAGACAAGCCCUGUAGGAAAGUAUGUUCUUAGUUUGCAAAACAAAGUUACCUGAUUCUUCUUGUGCUAAGAAUGGAGUUUCCUAUUUUUGCCUUUUAGUUUGUACAACCCCCAGUUCUAUGUUGUCCAUAUAUUAUUGUGGUGUCUUACUCUCAGAAAUUAUUAAUUCUUCACACCAGUGUCUUGUUGCAUGGCUUUGAUGUCGCCUAUAGGAGAAUACCCUGCUGCACGAAGGUGGAUGUCUUGCUGUAUAAAAUGUGUGGUUGUUUUAGGUUCUAGGACAAAUCUUUAGCUUUAUAGACCACUUCGGUCAGCCAGGAUGCAGAUUUUGAGAGCUGUGUGUAUACUGUAUAAUCAUGUUUGUAUUUUUUCUCAAAGUUACCAAUUAAAAGCUUUUGUUUAAGAUAGUUUCUUUUGGAGGUGGGGUAAGAUUGUAUAUAAUUGGGGGGGAAAGUUAUAUGUACUUAAAAGUAUGUCAAGUUCUUAUUAGGUCUCUGUACUGAAGGUUCAAUUUUUUUUAAAAGUUCACUUUCAUCUACUCUUUGUGCAAAAAAAAAAAAUGCAUCUAGGAAAAGAUAGUUUAAAUAUUGUAUAUAAGAUAAUGAAAGUUAGUAAUGCUCAUUAUUUAAUAAAGUUUGUAAAGUACAAAGUAAA
Molecule: messenger RNA, 5740 nt
Organism: Leptonychotes weddellii (Weddell seal)
Lineage: Eukaryota; Metazoa; Chordata; Mammalia; Carnivora; Phocidae
Source: RefSeq, a predicted model, not a curated record